Molecule: messenger RNA, 1593 nt
Organism: Rotaria sordida
Lineage: Eukaryota; Metazoa; Rotifera; Eurotatoria; Philodinida; Philodinidae
Source: the annotation of a GenBank genome assembly
AUGAACCAUUUAACUGUUAAUAUUCUCGAUCUAUGUGAUGAGAUGUUACUUUCUAUUUUCAAUAAACUAAAUAAUAUUGAUGUAUUAUAUUCACUCAUAGACGUCGAUAAAAAACUCGAUAGAUUGGCUCGAGAUAUUACUUUUACACAAUCUAUUGAUUUAGUAACAAUAUCAUCAAAUGAACAUAAUUUUCUAAGGAACAAUUCAAUACUUGAUCGAUUUUGUGUUGAUAUUUUGCCUCGAAUUCAACAUAAUAUUGAAUGUCUUGCUCUUGAUUCAUUGUCAAUAGAUCGUGUUCUUCAUAUUGGAAACUAUUCUAAACUCCAUAAACUUACUCUUGUUAAUCUUCCAUUUCAAAUGGCAUCUCGUAUUUUCAAUGAGAAGUCAUCAUUCAUUGACAUCUUUAAACAUCAAAUUUCACAUCUUAUUGUGAUGAUUAUUGAAGACAACAUAGCUGAACAUACACGAAAGGCGUCUACAGAUGUCUUUACCACUAUUUUUAUAAUGUUUACGAAUUUAAAUUAUCUUCAUUAUGGUUGGAAUGGUGAGUGUCUGGGUUCGCCAAGAUCACUUGUUGAUACACUAUCUCCAACAUGUCCAUCAAACAUUGUUCAUUUGAAUGUUAGGGUGAACAGUUUUAAUGAUUGUCUUUGUUUGCUUGAUGGAUGUCUUAGUCAAUUACAUACAUUUAUUGUGGAAGUUGAUAACAUUAAUUAUACAUCAAUGACUAUCAAUAAUACGAAAACUGUAUCUAAUCUAAAAUGUUUCUCGUUGUUUUCAUUUCGUCGCACAAUUGAAUAUGAUAGUCAUAUUGUACCAUUCAUUCGUCGAAUGUCACAAUUAGAAAAACUUACAUUAUCUCUUAUUGUUUAUGGUCGAACUUCAUUUAUUGAUGGUACUCAUCUGGUUAAUGAUAUUCUUAGUAAAAUGUCACAUCUACAUACAUUUAUCUUUAACAUUAUUACCCAAAAUGUCAUAAUGGCCGAAGAAUUUUUACCAGCACCUGAUGAUGUUCAACGUGAACUCAUCCAAAGAGGAUAUAAUGUUAACUGUUAUACUGACUAUAAUGUACUUAACAAUGGUCAAUGCCAUAUUUAUUCACUUCCAUUCAUUAUGGAGUGCAUGCAUAUACAUUCUAGCAAAUUUCUUGGUGGUUUAUUCCUGACUGUUCGUCACUUACAUAUGCGAAAUUUUGUUCAUCCGUUUGAACAUGAUUUUUUUGCUCGAAUUUCUCAAGCUUUUCCAUUACUAAAUAAAUUGACAAUAUAUAAUAUAAGUGGACAAAAGAAGAAGUUAACAAAUUUAAAAGAUGAACAUAAACAAACAUGGUCGAUUAUUGAGUUUUCUCACCUUAUGACGCUUCAUCUGUCUAUGUCUGAUAUGGAUUAUGUGGAAGAAUUUCUUUUCGAUUUCAACACACGUCUACCUUGUCUUAACACAUUAUAUAUCAAAUAUAAACAUUUGGUGAUGAUAACAGAAAAUUUUACAAAGAAUGCUGCUCGUAUUAAUUGUUCAAAAUUGGAACAUAUUAUCUUUGAUUCAAAACCAACGACAUAUCCAGAAAACUUCUACCUAUAUUUUCCUUUGUUAUAA